GCAUAAUUUUUUUUACCUAUAUUUAAAUUCGUAAAAUCUGAAUUCUUAAUAAUAAAUACCAUGUACCAUAUUAUGCAAUUGUAGGAAAUGGAUGAAAAUAAAUCUCGAUUUGUUAUGCAAAUGAUUUUAUGAUUCUAUUUCAUGAGUAUGCAACUGCUUAUCACUCAGUGCCGUGAUUCAGUCCAUGAUAUUCAUUCAAUAAUAAUCUCAUUUUAUCAAAUUUAAAGAUUCGUGCUGUACUGAAGGCUGUUGGAGAUUGCAAUAAUAAACAUUAGUCAUUAGUUGAGCGACGAUAUUCUCCAAGAAUUUGCAAUUCGAAAAUUUCUUUAUUCCAGUAUUCCAUGUGAGACGCAAUAUUAUAAAAUAACUAUUAACCAUUAAAACUGUAUAGUGUAUAGAAAAUAAACAUUAUCGUUAGAAAUUAUAAUUGUGUGAAUACUUUGAGUAUUAGGGACUAACACAAUAAUAUAUUAGAUAAUAUUGAUUGUAUUAUUAUGAAAAAUAAUUUUUAUUUUAAAAACAAAUUGUUUUUUUUUCUAGGAUAAUUUCAAAAUGCCCCCACUAGACUUGGAUGAAGAGUUACUUAAAGAUGAAGAAUUGGUAACAAAUAUUUGCAAUUUGGAUAAUUCAAUUAUGGAUAUUGAAACAUUACUUGAAUCAAAAAUGAGUGUCGAUUAUAACUCUCUAUCUAUUGAAGAUAAAAUAAAACAUGAUCUACUUUUUGCUUUUGCAUUGAAUAGUUUAUAUUGGAUGUACCUGCGAUUAGAUGGCGUUGAUCCAAUAACUCAUAAUAUUAAACGUGAAUUGGAGCGGAUAAAAACCUCAAUAAAUAUGGCUAAGGGUGCUCUAGCCAAAAAGAAUAUGCUAAGGGUUGAUAAAGAAGCUGCUGAACGAAUUGUUGAACAUGCUCUUUGGACACCGGAAAAUAACAAACGUGGAACAUUCGAUAUAAAAAGGCAAAAUAAAAAAAUUAAAUUUGAUAACGAUUAUAACCCAUCAACAUGAAAUUAUGUAAUGUAACCUUACAUUUUUGUACAUUUAUUAUAAGUUUACAGUAAACUUAACUUUAAAAAACUAAAGAUGACCAAAGUACUUGAAAUAUAUCACUCUUUUAAAUACACAUCCUUCAACAUUCUUGAAUUGUCUUUUUUAAUAUUCUUUCU
This is a messenger RNA of Cinara cedri, 1163 nucleotides long. The record is from the annotation of a GenBank genome assembly. Lineage: Eukaryota; Metazoa; Arthropoda; Insecta; Hemiptera; Aphididae.